Molecule: messenger RNA, 459 nt
Organism: Penicillium maclennaniae
Lineage: Eukaryota; Fungi; Ascomycota; Eurotiomycetes; Eurotiales; Aspergillaceae
Product: mitochondrial fission 1 protein
Exons: 4
Coding region: 1-459 (152 amino acids)
Biological process (GO): autophagy of mitochondrion; mitochondrial fission; peroxisome fission
Cellular component (GO): peroxisomal membrane; mitochondrial outer membrane
Molecular function (GO): protein binding
Source: RefSeq, a predicted model, not a curated record
AUGUCUAAUCUUCCUUAUGCUGCAGAUGCGGAAAGCCCGCUGAAGCCCGCGGAGCUUCAAGUGCUGCGCGCUCAAUACGAGAAAGAAGGCGACUAUGUUGGCAUCCAAACCAAGUUCAACUUUGCCUGGGGCUUAAUCAAAUCAAACCAGCGUCCCGACCAACAAGAAGGUGUUCGUCUUUUGUCGGAGAUCUUCCGCGGAGCCCCGGAACGCCGACGAGAAUGCCUAUACUAUUUGGCCCUGGGCAACUACAAGCUGGGCAACUACGGCGAGGCCCGCCGAUACAACGACUUGCUUCUCGAGAAAGAACCGGCCAACCUGCAGGCGGCCAGUCUGGGGUCACUUAUCGAUGAUAAGGUUGCCAAGGAAGGGCUGAUGGGCAUCGCGAUCGUGGGAGGCUUAGCGGUCGCGGCAGGUGUUGUUGGCAGUUUGAUUUUCAAGGGAGCCAGAAGACGGUGA